This is a messenger RNA of Bactrocera tryoni, 7635 nucleotides long. It is a transcript of the gene Ptp99A, whose product is annotated as tyrosine-protein phosphatase 99A. Gene Ontology annotation, biological process: protein dephosphorylation. The transcript has 12 exons. NCBI's taxonomy places the organism in Eukaryota, Metazoa, Arthropoda, Insecta, Diptera, Tephritidae. Gene Ontology annotation, molecular function: protein tyrosine phosphatase activity; protein binding. Bases 1105 to 6021 code for a protein of 1638 amino acids. The record is from RefSeq and is a predicted model, not a curated record.
CACAUGUUCGCUGCUGAGUGACUCGUUUAGUGCCUCACAAACGCUGCGCAGCGCAUACAUAGCGUACGAAAACGAGGAAGCGAAGAGAAGUGAAUCGUGUUUUUUUUGUUUUGUCGUACAAUUGUACAAAGUGAAGUGAAGAAUUGUGUGCGGAGGACUGGAUUGUGUAUAUAGAAUUCGUGGAUGAAUUCUUCCCAAAGGCGUUUUUCGCAUUGUGUGCACGAAAUUCGAGUGAAUCGAGCAAAAUCCGCAGUUUGGAUGAAUGUGAAAAUCGUAAAAUUGAGGCAAAUGUUUCAUUAAUUCGGUGAUAAAGUGCAGAAAAGUAGCGAAAAGUGUGUGAAUUAACGGUGAAAAGUGAAGUUUAGUGUAGAUUGUUGUUGUUAUUGCUGAGCCUGUUGUUGUUGUGUAGCGACCCAAGCAGCAGGAGGUGCAUGCAGUCAACUUUUUUCUCGUGCGCUUAAUCAGCCGCCCUGCAACCAGCAAUUUAAGGAAGCUGUCACAGAGAGACCCACACACGCACACCCACAUACACAAACACAGAGAGAACGUUAGUGUGCGCUAUAGCAACGCUUGUGCCCAUGUUGUUGUUGUUGUGCGCGUAUGAGUGUGAAACAUUAAAGUGUACACAUUAGAAGACAAAGGCGAAAAGAAUUUCAUUAAAAUACACACAAUUUAUGUGAAUAAAGAGCAGCUCUAAAUGGAUAUGUGAAAAUUAGCUGGCCAAUAGUAACGGUAUAGCGGAACAAAAGUCAAUUCAAAUGUUGCAAGCAGAAAGCCGGCAGUAAAUGUUUACAUAUAUACCUAUGUAUAUGUAAUUACAUAAAAACACAGUAAAAUAUAGAAAAUAAUUCCUAGAAAUCAAACUCAAGUGAAGUUCAAGUGCAAAAUGAUACGCUACUAAAAACGCAACGAAUUCAACGAGUGCUUACAACGAGCAGCGUGCGCAUUCGAACCUUAAACACGCCAGCACGAUCACUCACACCCACACUAUAGCAACCGUCACAACCUGCAACGAAAGCACAAACUCAAGCGCCCACCCAACAAACGACACAUUAGACGCACACCAAACCGCCAGCCAUUCAGCCAGCAAUUAAGCAUUUCAACAUGCCACGCCCACGUUAUGCUGCGCGCCUACGCCUACUACUCAAUUCGCUGCUCUUUGCCGCCAUUAUCGCCGAACAUCGCGGCGCCAACGCUGCAGGCAUCGCCAUCGACCCAGAACUGUCGUCACCAUCACCAUUCACCAUCGCACCCACAGCUGCGCUACCAACGGCAGCACCGACACCAGCACCAACAACACCCAAUUCAGUGCCAAAUUCCAGCAUUGCUGACAGCAAACUAGCCUACGAGGAUGGCAGCACAACGACCAUCAGCAAUAUUUUGGAUGUGAAUGCUUAUGCGGUGAAUGGCGUCGGCUUGGACGCCAAAAAUGUGCUCGCCGCUGUCGCCGACGAUAAUAGCGAAACCGUUGAGACUGAUUAUCGACUUCCAGCUGCUGCGCCCACCUCGCCCGCUUCCGUGGAGCAGCAGGAUCAACCGCUUGUGCCACCCACUACGCUGUCUUUUGCCAAUAUUGCGCCCGCCAGCGGUUUGGAUAGCGAUUUAUAUAGCGGUGCUGGCGGUGGUGGUGGCGGCAGCAUUACCGGCUUCGAGUUAAGCGAUGAGGAUGGCAAGACUGCCACUACGUCAGGUGAUGCAACACCGCCAUAUGCGGCUGUGGAUGAUAAAUACGUGCCAAGUAAACCAUUGAAUUUAACCGUUUUGAAUGUAACAUCGACCAGCAUCACUAUGUCAUGGUAUCCACCAAAAAAUCAAAAUGGCGCCAUCGCUGGCUACCAUGUCUUUCACAUACACGAUAAUCAGACUGGUGUGGAAAUUAUGAAGAACUCACGCAACUCGCAGGACUCGCUCAUCAUUUUCGAGCUGCCUAACUUAAAGCCAUUCACCGAUUACCGUGUCAUUGUCCAGGCGUUCACCAUGAAAAACGAAGGCAACCCCUCCGACCAAAUUGUACAGCGCACCGAUGUCGCCGGCCCGAGUCCACCGUAUGUGGUUAACCUGACGUGUCACUCGCAGGACGCCAUAGCCAUACGCUGGCGGCGACCGCACGAAUUUUACAACACCAUCGAUUUUUAUAUAAUUAAAACACGUGUGGUGGGCCAAGACAACCAUCGCGACAUACGCAUCAAUGCGUCGGCAAAGGAGCUGGAAACAGCGAUGAUACUACAAAAUAUAACAACACACACGGAGUAUGAAGUCAGAGUUGCAGCUGCAACUCUAAGCAUAAUAAAUCCAAAGAAAAUCGUACUGGGCAAAUAUUCCGAACCGAGAAAGAUUUCCUUACAUCCCAACUGUGAAAAGAUUCAAUCACUACUACGUCAAUCCCACAAUGAUUAUAAUCUCGCUGUACUUGUCGGCAUCAUAUUCAGCUGCUUCGGCAUUGUGCUCAUCGUAAUGGCAUUCUUCUUGUGGAGCAGGAAAUGCUUCCAUGCCGCCUACUACUACUUGGACGACCCGCCACACCAUCCCAACUUGCCGCAAGUCGACUGGGAGGCACCCGUCGAGGUGGCCGGUGAGAUACGCGCCGCUGUGCCGGUCAAUGAAUUCGCCAAGCAUGUGGCCUCGCUGCAUGCCGACGGCGAUAUCGGCUUUAGUCGCGAAUACGAGGCGAUCCAAAACGAAUCGAUUGAUGAUUUACCCUGCGAACAUUCCCAGCAUCCAGAGAACAAGCGCAAGAAUCGCUAUCUCAAUAUAACAGCCUACGAUCACAGUCGCGUACACCUGCAUCCCACGCCCGGACAGAAAAAGAAUCUUGACUACAUUAAUGCCAAUUUCAUUGAUGGCUAUCAGAAAUCGCGCGCCUUCAUCGGCACGCAGGGUCCACUGCCAGACACAUUCGACUGCUUCUGGCGCAUGAUUUGGGAGCAGCGUGUGUCCAUAAUUGUUAUGAUUACCAAUUUAGUGGAGCGCGGUCGUCGAAAAUGCGAUAUGUAUUGGCCGAAGGACGGCGUCGAGACCUAUGGUGUUAUACAAGUGAAAAUGGUCGAUGAGGAGGUUAUGUCCACCUACACUGUGCGUACGCUACAAAUCAAGCACUUGAAGUUAAAGAAAAAGAAGCAAUGCAAUGCGGAGAAAAUUGUGUAUCAGUACCACUACACAAAUUGGCCCGAUCACGGCACACCCGAUCAUCCACUGCCAGUGUUGGACUUUGUGAAGAAAUCCUCCGCUGCGAAUCCGGACGAUGCGGGUCCCAUUGUGGUGCACUGCAGUGCCGGUGUUGGUCGUACCGGCACCUACAUCGUCUUGGACGCCAUGCUUAAGCAAAUACAACAGAAAUUAGUCGUAAACGUAUUCGGUUUCUUACGACACAUACGCAUACAGCGUAAUUUCCUCGUACAAACCGAGGAGCAAUAUAUAUUCAUACACGAUGCGCUCGUCGAGGCGAUUGCUUCGGGCGAAACAAAUUUGCGUACCGAGCAAAUCGAAGAACUGAAGAACUGCACACCAUAUCUGGAGCAGCAGUACAAAAAUAUUAUACAAUUCCAAACGAAAGACAUACACAUUGCAUCUGCGAUGAAGCAGGUGAAUUCGGUGAAAAAUCGUGGUGCCAUAUUCCCCAUUGAGAGUAGUCGUGUCCAUCUGACGCCCAAACCGGGCGAGGAGGGUAGCGAUUAUAUAAAUGCGUCGUGGCUCCACGGUUUUCGGCGUUUACGUGACUUCAUCGUCACACAGCAUCCGAUGUCGCAUACCAUGAAAGACUUCUGGCAAAUGGUGUGGGACCAUAAUGCGCAGACAAUUGUACUGCUGUCGUCGCUGGACGAGAUUAAUUUCGCACAAUUUUGGCCAGAUGACACGCAACCCAUCGAAAGCGAUUACUAUCGCGUCAAAUUUCUACGUAAAACGAACAAAAGCGAUUAUGUUAGUCGUGAUUUUGUCAUACAAUCGAUACAAGAUGAUUACGAGCUAAAUGUGAAAAUGCUACACUGUCCCAGUUGGCCGGAGAUGACGAAUCCGAAGAGUAUUUACGAUUUCAUUGUUGAUGUACACGAACGUUGUGCCGAUUAUCGCAAUGGACCAAUCGUCGUUGUGGAUAGAUAUGGCGGCGCACAGGCGUGCACCUUCUGCGCCAUCUCGUCCCUGGCGAUGGAAAUGGAAUACUGCAGCACGGCGAGCAUUUACCAGUACGCCAAGCUGUACCACAACAAGCGGCCGGGCGUUUGGACAUCCAGCGAGGACAUACGCCUAAUCUACAAUAUACUCUCGUUUUUGCCACGCAACCUGCAACUGCUCGAACGCACAGCGUUGCGCACGGAAUUCGAGGAUGUGACAACGGCCACGCCGGAUCUCUACAGCAAAAUCUGUAGCAAUGGUAAUAUAAAUGCCCAACAAAAUUGUAAUAAUUUGGUCUAUCAUAAUCAUAGUAGUAGCGUAAACCAUAGUAAUAGUAUUAGUAAUACAAAUGUGCUAAAUGCAAAUGCAAAUGCAAAUGCUUGUAACAAUACCAACAACACCACCACAAACAAUCUGAAUACAAAUUAUAUAACAAACACUACAACAACAACAACAACGACUGCUACAGCCACUACACCAACAACGAUUGAUACUAGUGGUGGCAACAUAACACCACCAACAACGCUGACGCCCAAUACGAGCGCAAAUAGUUUACAAUAUCAACAACAACAACAACAACACCAACAAUCAUCACAGCAACAACCUCAUUAUGCAUCACAACACAUGCAGUCGCUCAAUUCAGUACAGUCACCAACAACAACAAACAACACACCAGCAACAUCAAACUCACAGACAGCAACACCAACACCAUUACCAUCAUCAUUUGCAUCAAGCACAACACCAACAAUCUCAACAUCACCAGCCGCACCACUAGCAUCAAUAACGGCAAACAAUAAUAGUACGGCUAUGUUUACAACAACAACACCCGAUUUGACCAAUAUGACGACCAACAGCAACAGCAUCAACAACACUAACAAUUGUAAUGCUAAUCUAAUUGGUAAUGCUAAUUAUAAUGAAAAUUUCGCUAAUACUAAUACUACUACUAAUGCCUACACUACUGCCACCACCAACACCAACACCACUAGCCAACAUAAUACAAUACCCUAUUGUGUAAACCCCAAUAUGAAUACCAACACCAACACCAAUACCACUAUCACCACCAACACCGAUUCCGUUUCCACAAAUCAUUAUACAACAAAUACAACAACACCCACUUCCAUUGCUGCUAUUUCCACUAAUGGUGAACGGUUUUCUCUUGUAAAUAAUUUGGAACAACAACAACAACACCAACACCUUAAUGAACAACUACAACAACAACCACACCAAUAUGAACCAACUCAUCUGCACCAUCAUCAUAACCAACAACAACAACAACCAUCACAACUAACUUCGUUAACUGACGCCGUCGACGAACUGCAAUUGCAUGGCACGAAUGGUAAUUCAAACCUUACAACACCAACAACAACAACUAAUGGCAUCGAUCGUUACGCAACAACAAUGCCACUACCGCCACCGCCACCUGCUUUCGGCAAUGAAACGGAUUUGGCUCUACAACAACAACAACAACAAAUGCAUCAACAUCUGCAACAACUACAACACGACCACCAACUGGAUCCGCUAAAUUCGAACGCUGACGUGAACGCUUCAAUCAUAUCUACGCCCUGUUCGGAUGACAUAAUUGAUGGCCUAACACCACUGUUACCCCCUCCACCGCCACAAUACCCCAACAACGCCUAUGCAAAUAACACUUGCAACAUGGGUGUUGUUAACGCCACCACACCGUUAACAAAAUCCUCAUCCAACACGUCUGUAUCUUCUGCAAACGCAACGAUUAAUUACAAUGGUAAUGGUUACGGUAAUGGUAACGGGAAUAAUAAUCAAAUCCAUUUGCAUGGUAAUGGUAACGGUUUAUUAAAUGCUACUAAUACUAAUACGAAACAAAUGACAACUCUAACAACAACUAAAGCAGCGACUGUUACAGAUGCUCAAAGUUUAGAUAUUGUAGGUUAGAAUUACAAAAAGUAAACAAGCAAAAAAAUUAAAUAUAAAUAUAUAUGUAUAAAUAUAUUAAAUUAAACGUACGUAUAAAUAUGCGUAGCAGUUAAGUGGUAGCUAUUAAGGAACAAGUGAAAUUUAUAAAUAGACUAACAAAUUAUUUUUAUGCAAAUUACAAUUAAAAAAUAAUAAAAACAGCAAAGAGAAUGAAAAUGAAAAUGAAAAAGAAAAAGAAAAAUCGCAAAUGCUCGCGAGCCCAUCUAGGCGUGAUUGUAAAUUUUUCAACGAACACGGCAGUCAACUGCUGAUUAAAUAACAGUAUAUAGAGUUGUACUCCACAUGAGCAACACUGUUGCGUAAGUGAGCAGUAAACAUUUACUAAAUAUUUAUUUUGAGUAAUAUUUUUAAGUAAUUACUGUUUAUGUAUAAGCAUUUGUUUAUGUUAGAAAUUUUCUAAAAAUAUUUUUAUGCUAUAUUUAUUACAAUUAACUGUCCAACUGUCAUAUAUUUAUGUAUAAAAUAAAUAAAUUUAGUUUCAGUAAUUUAUUAUGUACGCAAUGGGAUUGUCCUACAAGUUUGUCGCAAACUUUUAAAUAUUCUUUCGCCAUGUAAAUGGUUAAAAAAAAUAAAGUAACUAAGGUCACUUAUACCACGUAUUUAUUAUUGUGUUACGCACUGCAGCCAAUUGCUGCAAAUUAAUUAUAUUAUUUAAAUUUUAAAUAUAUUUAAGCAAAGCAUGUGUUAAAAUUAAGUUUUGUCAAGGAAAUUUUCUUACAAAUGAUUUUUAUCCCGUAUCUUCGUACACACCCAGUCUUAGUCUUAUGAGCGAAUGUAUACCGAGCAAAAUGCAAAAGAGAAAUUAUUAAAAAAUAAAUUAACAUAUUUAUAUUUAAUUAUCAACAUCACAAGCGUUUGAACGCCUACCAUUGUAUAGUCAUAAUUCACAAACAAAAAACACAAACAAAAAUAAAAUAAAAUCCAUCUCAUAUGUUAAAUAAAUAAUAAUACAAAAAAUAUAUAUAUAUGCAAAUUAAAAAAAAUGAUUAUCCAACAACUUUAAAUGCAUGCACUUUAUUGAUUUCUGUGUGUUAAGUACUCGUAAGUAACCACCAAAUGCAUACACAUACAUAUGUUGCAUCUUAUAUGAAUGUGUUUCUAAAUAUUAUAAUUUCUUUGAUUUCACUUACCGCUUUCGUGAACUUUCAUAUGAUUAUGUAUAAUAAAUAGGCAAAAUAUUGCUGGCAUGUAAAAAAAUAUGUUAAAAAAAACGCAAACAUGAAUGUAGGAUAGGAAUUUAACUUUAUUUCGAUAUGUCAAUUUGUACGGCAGCUAUAUCUUAUGUUAGUUUGAUCCCAACAAUUUCUUCCGAGAUUGCACUGUCAACUUGGGCUUGGAUCGCCCAGUUCGUAUUAGUAAAUGUUGCUAGCAACAUUUUGCACAAACAGCUUUCAUUAUGUGAAAUAAAAAAAUGUUCAUUAUGUGUUCCUGGCAUGUGAAAAAAUAUGUUUAAAAAAACGCAAGCAAAUAUUAGUAAAUGUUGCUUGCAACAUGUUGCACAAAAAUUUUUCAUUAAGAGUUAUACAUAAUCAUAUAUUGCUAGCAUAUGAAAAAUUUUGUUAAAAAUCCACA